AUGGCUAAACAAGAAUAUAACUUUCCAGCGUUCGAUGACCUGCCAAAGGUGAAGGAUAUGCCACAAGGCAGCAUAUGGGGUUUCUUCGACAAGAAUGGAGAGAAAGACGAAGUCGGAACUAUCAACCUUCUCACUUCGGAUGUCGUGAAAGCCGCUUCCAAGGAGAUCAGCACCGGCGAGCACAUCCAACUUGAUUGGGAACUUCACAACGUCCAGUUUCCAGGCUUCAACCGAAAAGAAUUGGAGCAAAAGCAGAUCGACUUUGCAGAAUUCUCCAACUUCUGCGCUAAUGAUGAUGAGCUUCACAUCAACACGCAAGCCGGCUCGCAGUGGGAUAGUCUAAAGCAUUUCGCGCAUCAAGCGAGCGGCAUGUACUACAACGGUCUCUCACACAAGGAGGCAGCUAAGAGCGUCACGAACGGUACGCACAAGUGGUGUGAAAGAGGUGGUAUCGUUGGAAGAGGUGUUCUAUGUGACUGGCUGAGUUGGUAUGAAGAGAAGAAGGGGAAAGCACCAAGCCCGGUAUCGAGACAUGAGAUUCCAAUUGAGGAGAUAGAAGAGACGCUAAAGUGGCAAGGCACUACGCUGAAGCAGGGUGAUAUUAUGAUGAUACGAAGUGGUUACGUGAGAUGGCAUAACAAUGCGAACGAAGCGGAGCGCAAGAGUGGUACGCGUGAUAACAGUGUCGCCAUCGGACUUCAGGCCAACGAGCAGACUGUCAGGUGGCUCUAUGACCGUCACUUCUCCGCGAUCGUUGGCGAUACUGUUGCUUUCGAAGCCUGGCCACCGAAGUUCGAGGAGGGGUGGUGCCUUCAUGAAUGGCUCCUCGUUCACUGGGGUACCGCUAUCGGUGAGAUGUGGGACCUCGAGAAGCUUAGCCAAAGGUGCAAAGAGAUGGGCAGGUAUACCUUUUUCUUGACCAGUGCGCCACUGCAUGUUAGGGGCGGCAUCGGAAGCCCACCAGGAGCUAUCGCUAUCUUUUAG
Alternaria burnsii is the source of this 984-nucleotide messenger RNA. RefSeq lists its product as uncharacterized. Gene Ontology annotation, molecular function: arylformamidase activity. The record is from RefSeq and is a predicted model, not a curated record. The transcript has 3 exons. Lineage: Eukaryota; Fungi; Ascomycota; Dothideomycetes; Pleosporales; Pleosporaceae. The coding region runs from base 1 to 984 and encodes 327 amino acids.